This is a messenger RNA of Chondrus crispus (carragheen), 3039 nucleotides long. RefSeq lists its product as hypothetical. Gene Ontology annotation, molecular function: protein binding. NCBI's taxonomy places the organism in Eukaryota, Rhodophyta, Florideophyceae, Gigartinales, Gigartinaceae. The transcript has a single exon. Bases 1 to 3039 code for a protein of 1012 amino acids. The record is from RefSeq and is a predicted model, not a curated record.
AUGACCAUAUGCAACGCGUGUGGAAUAUCCCCGGCCCUAUGCGGUCCGGCAGAACUCUCCCACCUCUGCCGCACGUGUCGCAAUACACGUCCAGACGCACCACAGAAGCGAGUAAACUGCUUCGCUCGUUCACGACAUUCUUCGAAUCGCACCCGCAUUCCUCCCUCCAUUCCCCCUCUUACUUCUACGCCCACUGUUCGUACCGAACACUCACAAUCAAAAAACGUCCCAGCUCAACUUUCAAAAGACCUACUCACACAGGCCAACUCGAAAAAAGGUAGCUCCACUGCCAACACGUCCUCCCCUUCCUCCUCCUCCUCUUCCGACGCGGACAACCGAACACAAACUGCCUCCCUCACUUCUUUACCCCCUCCUCCAAAACCACUCGCACGAACCAUUUCUAUAGGCACUGAACUGGUAGAACUCCGAAAGAAAAGGCUUCGGCUUUCAUCCCCAGCUCGUCGCCAACUCCCCUUGAGUUGCGGUGAGUUGGAUGUCACGAUAGAAGACUCCCUGUCCAAAGACUUCAGGGACCAUAAACUAACUGACGAAUCUCGACUCUAUCCUGGCUUCGCAACGCUCACUUCAGACCCUCAAAAGGGGAGGCAUUGGCCAGGACGAGAUAUCGUUCUUGCAGUUCGCAACGCUCUUCUUCUCGGAAUGGACCCUGUUUUUGAAACCUCUACUCUUUCAAGGAAACGGCAUCGUCUUGCGAAUCAUAUCAAUGAGAGGCAAGUCCGUCGUCGAAAGAAAUAUGAAGCACUUCAAACUAUCCCGGCUGAGAUGGAAACGACUCACUUGCCGCCAGAACUGCGCAGCUCUUUCAAUAACUCUCACAAAAGCCCUGUUGCACAAACUGUUCGCCAUUCCCAACACAGCUACGUCCGAACGCAGGCUCCAGACCGCGUGGAACAGCGAAAUAUUACGAUUAAGAGGCCAGCGACAAAGUUAGUUCAAAAUCUGCGGUCACUAUCGGCGUGGCCUAGAAGUGCACCGAGGGAGAAGCCUUCAUCUCGAAAGCCACCUUUGCCGAAGCAACACAUCCCUACCUCCAACUAUGUCCAUCGAGAUAACAAAAUCCAAACCGGCCGUGCUUCACAUCCGGGUGUGAUGAGUCGGCCGAGCGCUGGCUUAGCUUUUGAUCCAAGUACACCACUACCAGUCGUGCGACCAAUUGGUAAACGUCAGGUCCCAAACAAAGAAGCAUUUCGGCCAAAACCACAGCAAACGCCGCUAAGUUUGCGUGCGGCUUUCCCACACCAAUACCAACGUUCUCGUCCGCAAGAGUUGCAACAAGGACCAAACAACUCACAGUACCGAGCACUGCCCUUAACUUCGUGGCCACAGCCUCGAAACAUUCCUCGUUUGAGUAGCUACACCUUUGCCUCUGUUUUCCCGAGGAGAGAGAAGGGCCAUGCAUCAGGGGGUGCACCUUUCGCACCUCAAACUCCACCCAACGGUAUUUUCAACAACCAGGUACGACAAGAGAUUGCUGGAUGGCGUGAUUUAAGACCUUGCAAGCCUCCUCGACCGAAACUCUUUCCGCCCAGUUCAAGUGGCCGCGUGGAGCCUCUUGAAAGACGUCAAAUUAACGCACGUCUUUUCUCCCAUCAGCAGGAUUGGAACAAAAGAGAAAUGGGUCGGGGCUCACGACCUAGCCCCUACAGAAGCGAUACAUCUACUCUGCGGACCUCCGUCAUUCCUAAUCGAAUCCCACAGAGGAAAUUAGUCUUUUCGGGACCUACAAAUGUGUUACACGGAGGCUCGGAACCUUAUCCAAGACCACGGAGGCCACAGAAAUCAUCUUUGGAUACGAAGAGGAAGCAGCUCUUGACACAACGGUUACUGGAGGUCAGGAAGAAGAAAGCUGAGAAAAUGGCAGAAGCUAAGCACUGUGUAAAGCGCACUAUUCCUGUAAAAUCAUCUCAUAGAAUGGGCGAGGUUGAAGCGGGCAGGGCCCGACAAGGAAGUAGCCGUAGAAAAGAUGGAAGUUUUCCGCGGGAGAAUUUCCGCAAUUGCACGCAAAAUGAUAUUCACGGACCGUUUUCGCCAGUUACAUCUUCUGGAGAGCGGAUGAGAACAUCUUUUGUUGAACCGCGCCAUAAGUGGAAAGAAAGGCUUUCACGGCAAGUGCCGACUCCCAACCGAAGACAAGGCCCUCAGAAUACAUCGUCUGAUAUGCGAAACGAUGUCUGCAACCCAGAUGCUUUCGUGCUUGCACAAGGCAGUGCUAAGACAUCUUUCGCCACGAAGGAAAUGGCCUCCACACGUCCGAGCGUUUCUCUACGUAAAAGUUUCGGAAAGGAACGCCCAGUCGGCGAAGCCAAAACCCAAAUGGCACGUAGAUGGGCUACCUCACGAGAUAACGAGAACAAGUUGCAGACUGCUGUGCAGACGUCAGGCGAGAGUGGCCCAAAAGAGCCAGUAGUCGUGGUCGAACGAGAUAACCUUUCCCAUAGCGCAUAUGAUGUUAUAUCUGUCAAGUCCCUGCAAGAGCGAAAUACUGCGCCGGCAUCACUACAAAAGGUACUAACUUCAAAAUCAGUCUCGAGAGACGUUAGCAGUGCAAUAUUCAGCUCACCUUGUAGCGUCAGUUCUCCAUCACGAUUAAUGUCAUCGCCGGUCUCUGAAGCUACCCGAAAGAAGACUGCAAUGGUAGACUUGGAAGCAACUGCGAACGCAAUUCCAGUGCAUGAUGCGGGCCGCACGCAACAGGACAUCAUCCGCAACAUAGUUUCAGCCCCCGAAAAGAAAAAAACGUUUAUUGUUAAAGCAUCUUGCAGGUAUGGCUGGGCGAACAGUACGCGGCGUCUAUCGGUCAGUAUGAAAACGGCGUUUCCUGCGUUCAAGACUCGUUUGGGAGACGCAUUUGAUAUGAUCAAACCCUUCACAAUCACAUACCGAGAUGAAGAAGGGGAUUUCGUCAAAGUAUCGAGUGAGGCCGAAAUGGCUCAUCUGCUCAAUAUGGCAGGUAGGCAUGUGAGACCAGUGCAGGUGAAACUUAUUCCACCACACGGACUUUUCAAGACGAGUGAGUAG